AUGGUAGCUUUCAGAGAGCCCAUCACAGAGAGUGCACCUCAUAUCUAUCUAUCAGCUCUUCCUUUCACACCGCUCGGCUCACUUAUGACACAAAUAUUCCGGCCUUUUUUUUCUAACAUGAUCGAUGUAGGUGGCAUAGCUAGGGGUCAUUCCCAAUAUCCCAUUCUCUUCAUUGAUAAGCAUAAGAGCUCUGUCAAUUUCGUCGCGUUCUCCCCCGAUGGCAAGCGCAUCGUCUCCGGGUCUCAUGACAAGACAAUCCGGGUAUGGGACAUAGAGACAGGCGAGGCGGUGUCCCCGCCGUUCGAAGGUCGUACAGACACGGUCACAUCCGUCACAUUUUCGCCCGACGGCAAGCGCAUCGUGUCUUCGUCUCAUGACGCGACGAUUCUGUUGUGGGACACAGACACAGGCGAGGCGGUGUCCCCGCCAUUCAAAGGACACACAGACGGGGUCACAUCCGUCGCGUUCUCGCCCGACGGCAAGCGCAUCGUCUCCGGGCCUCAGGACGCAACGAUUCAGGUGUGGAAUGUAAGGGUAGACGAGCGGGCUUACAAGGCAAAGAGCAUGGGUAGUACCUAA
Molecule: messenger RNA, 579 nt
Organism: Heterobasidion irregulare TC 32-1
Lineage: Eukaryota; Fungi; Basidiomycota; Agaricomycetes; Russulales; Bondarzewiaceae
Exons: 1
Coding region: 1-579 (192 amino acids)
Molecular function (GO): protein binding
Source: RefSeq, a predicted model, not a curated record